Perkinsus marinus ATCC 50983 is the source of this 1176-nucleotide messenger RNA. RefSeq lists its product as hypothetical. The record is from RefSeq and is a predicted model, not a curated record. NCBI's taxonomy places the organism in Eukaryota, Perkinsozoa, Perkinsida, Perkinsidae. The transcript has a single exon. The coding region runs from base 113 to 1168 and encodes 351 amino acids.
CUCCCAUUACGUUUUGAUACGGGUUUCCUCGUCCGCGCACCCUCGUCGGAGGCUACUGUCGUCGAUUGUGGUCACUGCCAGGCGGUACAUUUCGAGGAACGUUGAGAAAGAGAUGGUACGAGAUUCGGCUAGCACGCAUGCACAAGCGAGGCCUCCACUGGUCGUUACAAUGAAGCAGUUGAUGCUAAAGGGUUGCCAACAACAAGCGAUCGCUCUCUUCGAAUCUUCCAUUGAUCUCGCGGACUCCCGAGCGCUGACUCUGGCCGCGAAGUUGUAUGGGAAGGCGGGUGAGGUCGAGAAGGUACGGCGAUGCUUCGAGGCGUUGGAUCGGACACAAUCGGGAGGGUUGACUCAAGUGAGUAUAAGAGUGGGGUUGAGGGCACUUGUAAGGGAGGCCAGCUGGACUAUGAUCAUCUGUGAUCAGCUUGUGAGAAAAUACCCCUUGGUGAGGAUUGAACCCGAGUCGUUCGAUCUAGCGAUGAAGCACUUCCCCAUCGGGACUGCUCGAGGUCUUCUGAUCGACACCAUGUUCAACCCCGCCUAUAACGUCCCAUGGACUGAUCGGCAUCUGGUUCGAAUAGCCUCCACUGAAGGGACAGUCUUUACGGCCAUGCCAGCCGGCUCCACCGACCUCACAAUUCCUCAACUACGUGAAUGUUUUGGUGACAAGUUGGUCCGUCCUGAGCUCAAGGCGAUAGUCGCUGCCAACGACCCCGUCAUACACGCCAUCUGUAGAGUUCACUCACAUCAUCAUCAACCCCUUGAGAUCGCCAGCAAUACCCGCGUGGAUCCUCUGACCCACUCAGCUCUGAGUCGACUAGGUCGAAGUGUCACACUAUGGACCUUGGAUGGUGUUGCUUAUUGUUAUGAUGCUCAAGGUGGUGGUAAUCACUGCGAUCCACCCGCGUUAGUUGAGGACCCCUCUAGAGUGAUCGGGAACGCCUCUGGUCGAAUUGACAGCGUAUUCUCGUCCUUCCGGUAUAUGUGUUCACUCGGCAACACAAAGUCUCUGUCGGCCAUGGUCGCCCUCAAAAAGUGGCUUAUGAGUGCCAAUGGACGGUAUCAACCGAAGCGUGUGUUCAGCGACGAGGAGGUCUCGGAGGGUAUUGAUUGGAUUGACCAGAAGAUCGUCGAAUUACGGCAGAGACCGACCAAGGCUCGCGUUUGAUUGUAUUA